Lathyrus sativus (Indian pea) is the source of this 327-nucleotide messenger RNA. Lineage: Eukaryota; Viridiplantae; Streptophyta; Magnoliopsida; Fabales; Fabaceae. The record is from the annotation of a GenBank genome assembly.
AUGGAGCCCUUUAUUUUUGCGGCUUCCACACCACCGCUGUCGGUCAAGCCACUGGAUGGAUGUGCAUCUAGGCCUCCUAGAUCAUCUUUCUGGGAUAUUCUCACUAAAGGUAAAGGAGCCACUUAUAUGAAGGAGAGAGUGUACUUGAUUAAAAAGGGACUUAUGAUAGUUUCUCUGGAAGGAGGAAACAAAUUGCUACCAAAGGUCACGAUAAAUGAGAAGCUUUUUCAAGAACUAUACAAUCUUAGGAAGGAGGCAUUAUUCAUUAAACUUAUUGAGAAGAACAUGGGAUAUCAUUUGAUGAAGGAUAGGUUGAAGAAUAUGUGA